UCAUCCCACAAACUGUCGUAAAAUUCUUUGCAGGGACUUCAGCGUCGUGUCAACAGCACCGAUCAGUGCUUUAAAAUACAGCUCUUUGUGUGCGCGGGGCAGGAGUGGACCCACUGGUUGUCAGCUAUCAUAGAUCUGACGUUGUGACAGUUAGGGAGAAUGAAUGAUGCUGACCAGAUUCAGAUGUCGCUACCUGAUGGUGACUUCCAGCCGAGAGGACAGUAAGGAUUCCAGGACGGACGUUAGUCAGGAGAAGGUGUGCCUCUGCUGCCAUGGCAGCCACCUGCCAGCUGUUGUGCCACUCUCGCUUCGGGUGGUCCACUGGUGUCCCACCCUGUCCGUUGCACAAGGAAACAUGAACCUCCCCAUCUUCAGACAACACCUGAACACAACUGGAGAUACAGACAGUGUGAGGAAAGUUGAACACCACACGGUCAAACACACGGUCCUGGAGAGAGGCGCAUUCCCCCAGCUUUCUGCAGUCCACCUCGAAAAGCACCGUUCCACCUGAUCAAACACAGAAGAAAAAGUGUACAACAAAUGUAGUCCCACAGAAUUCAGCCCAGCACAAAUUUGAAAAUGACUCACAAACUCGUACCUGAGUCCUUGAUGAUCUGUAUGUUAGUGGCUGCGCCUUCAUGCCGCAGUGCCUCCUCCUGAUGCUGGAAGCAAGUGGCCGUUAUGCUGGUCUCUGUUUCGCAGUACAACUGGCUCACACAGGCAGAAAAUGAGAAGUUCCCUUCUCCCACCAACAGUAUGGACCGUGAAGGAGACAUGUCCCGUCCAACUGGAAACGAAGGGAGACACAAAAAGUCAGGUUUCCAGAGAUUUCGCCUCGAAAUCUCCCCCCCUUUACAGCUCUGUAUACGAGAGGAACAGACGCGCGUGGGAGCGACGAAGACCACCUUCAGUCUUCUUCGUGGUCUAAUAUGAUCGUAGUGUUUUCAUAUGUCUACGUCGGCUGAACAGCAAGAAACACAUUGACUGUAAUGUAAAAUAAAGCCGUUGACCUUCUCCUGCUCCCCGGCGUUGCAGCACAGAAGAGCUCAACAAUAUUAUCUCACCUGUAGCAGCCUGCGUUGAACGCUGUGUCACAAAUACAGUAGUCCGACCAGAAACAAUGCUUAACGAACGUUACGCUGUUGACACUAAUAGCCGAAAAACAACCAAAUUAAUAUAUUUACGUUAAAGCUAGGCUGGUGAAAUGUGUAGUUGCUAUCUUAAUAAUAUUACCACUGAAUUUUAUAUAUGCAAGUGUAAAAGCGUAAUUUGUCAGACUGCUGGAUUCCCGUCGUCGUUUCAGGGGGACACAUUUGCUGGGCGGCGCAUCACAUCUGGAGGAGGGAGCUAUUUGCAGCAUCAGUUGAUCCCAGCAUCAAUUAUUUUCCCGUAUUACUAAUUUAUCUCAAAAUAUUUCACCUGACAGUUUCUCUGAUGUGCGAUUCUCAGUUCCGCCCGUGAUUGUAAGCUCUCUCGACCACAACGGAAAUAGGAAGUGUUGUGCCCACAUGGGCAGCGUUCUGGCUUUGUCUUCCGGUCCAGGCCAUCAGAAGUGGCCUUUCUCCACGGACCCUACUCCCUCUCGCUGGGACGCACAUCCUGCUCACUGGGACAGUCCACCACGCUGGGAGAGGAGAGAUGGCCGCCUGCCCAACCCAGGCAGCUUCCACUCUCUCCACAGGAGCUGCAAAGAUGUGUUUCCUCAACAGAUUGAGGGAGUCAAGAUGAUCCUCAAUAAAACCCUGAGCAGCUUCUUCAAGGUCAGUCAUGCUCUCCACCUCAGUGCAGUUAGUUCUUCUUACUAUCGAUUCCACGUGGAGCAUCUGCAGUCUGAUGAUUACAGCAAGGACAAGGAUGCUCCAGCGUUGAUUGGUGAGAUGGACUCUUCAGGUAGUCUGAACGCUCACGCUCUGCUGCAUCUUACUGAGCGUGUACGAGCCAGAACAGUGCUUCAGACCCAGCAGUCCCAGUUUGUAACGUGGCAGUUUGAAACGGAGUACAGAGGGAAUGACUUCACCGCUGCUGUGACAGUAGCCAACCCAGAUGUCCUUAGAGAGUCGGUCAUCCUUGUGGCACACUUCCUGCAGAGCGUGUCUUCUGGGCUGGUGUUAGGAGGGGAGCUGGUCUAUCAUCGGGGCCGAGCAGAGGAAGGAGGAAUUCUUACUCUGGCUGGACAAUACUCCAGACCAAACUGGGUGGCGACGCUGAAUGCUGGUAAAGGAGGUGCCCAUGCUAGCUACUAUCACAGAGCCAACAAACAGAUCCAAGUUGGGGUUGAGUUUGAAGCCAGUACUAGGACGCAGGAGACUACAACUUCCUUUGGGUACCAGAUGGAACUCCCAGAGGCUAACAUGGUGUUUCGAGGAAUGAUAAACAGUCGGUGCAUAAUCGGAGGCGUGUUGGAGAAGCGUCUGACUCCACUCCCUGCCACCUUGAUCAUGGGUGCCUUUGUGAAUCACAGAGGAGACAAGCUGCAGGUGGGCCUUGGCGUCAACGUGGGAUAAUCCCUCACUAACCCCUGCUGGAAUUACAACUCGCCAUCAGGACAUCCAUCCAGAGACAUGUUUCAGAGGGUUCGUACUGACACGAUCUUCCGGGGUUUAUCAGCCUCACAAAAACGCUUCCAACGAACCACCGGAGUAUCGUGGAUUGUUCGGGUGUUGAAGCCCAAAAUGUUCCCGUAAAUCAAUGCAUCUCAUCUUGCAACCUACCUCUCAAAACUGAGGUGAUGUUUUUUGAUUGUGUGGCAAUAGGAUUAAAAAGGAGAAAUGGAUGAACGUUUUGAGGGGCCCAACAACUGACACUGGAGAUGUGUUCCUGUCCCCCUGAAACCGGACUGCACAUCACCCACCGGGCAUUGGAAACAGAAAGGAAAAGAGGCGUACUGUACUGAAAACUAAAAAUAAAUGAAAGUUUUAUACUGUAGGUAGUCAUAAAGAAACAUAAUGUAUAUAGAGUGUAUUGAGAAAGAGGAGUGUUUUCAUGUUUUAACCCAAUAAUUAUAAUUCCGACCUGAACUCUCUGCUGACCAUUUUGUAAAGCACACCAUUGUUUGCAAAACUUACGUAAAUUUUCCACGUAGACACUGGUUUACAUUCAUGCCUGUAAUAUUUUAAAGUCAACUUGUAGACAAACAGUAACACACUGCUUGGGAUAGGUAAUACAAAUGAUCAAAUUCACGUUAUUCCUUUCUUAUUGCCCAUAUUCGUCUCCCGUUUUUCAUGGGGGGCUUAUUUAGCAUAGCUCAUCAAUGCAUCCGUCUCCUAACUCUGAAAUCUGGGUGCCUCUGAUUACUUGAAUGCUCCAACGGAUGAGUUUUAAAUAGAUUACAGCUGAAACAAACUAUUGCCUAGAGGAUCAGUCUGAAAACAAACUGGUCAGCAGAAGUGUAACAUGGGUGAAAUCAUGCUAAAAUGCCAGUAUGAUACUUAAAGCAAGAGUAAGUGAUUGUGUGUUUGAUUGUGUGACUUUUUUUAAUUUUUUUUUUUUUUUGCCAGCAUAAAGUUGCGUGUGAGAUUUCACACAUGAACAAACAGCCUGUCGACUGUAAGAGAAAAGGUGCUACUCCAUAUACACUAACCUCCAGCUGAGGGAUGUGAGAGUAGCCCUGCACUGACUCUAAUGAGCCAGGACUGUACUGUAUGUAUAUAGAUGGAAACACUGACCUGUAUGCAACCUGCACUACUCACGCUGCUUCUGGGCAUUUCCAGCCCUGUCUAACAUAUGAAAUGUUGCAUAUGUAUUCUUUAUACAUAAUGUAAUAUAAGCAUGGAGAGAAGUGGAAGGG
Messenger RNA from Chelmon rostratus (copperband butterflyfish), 3787 nucleotides. RefSeq lists its product as uncharacterized. Gene Ontology annotation, cellular component: mitochondrial outer membrane translocase complex; mitochondrial outer membrane. The coding region runs from base 1509 to 2504 and encodes 331 amino acids. NCBI's taxonomy places the organism in Eukaryota, Metazoa, Chordata, Actinopteri, Chaetodontiformes, Chaetodontidae. Gene Ontology annotation, molecular function: transmembrane protein transporter activity. Gene Ontology annotation, biological process: protein import into mitochondrial matrix. The record is from RefSeq and is a predicted model, not a curated record. The transcript is spliced from 13 exons.